Messenger RNA from Octopus bimaculoides (California two-spot octopus), 1086 nucleotides. RefSeq lists its product as uncharacterized. The record is from RefSeq and is a predicted model, not a curated record. NCBI's taxonomy places the organism in Eukaryota, Metazoa, Mollusca, Cephalopoda, Octopoda, Octopodidae.
UCAUGCGCAUGGCCUACUCUGCGGAGGAGGAGGUAUAACACUGAUAAGAAUAACAAAAGAAAAGAAAAGGAGAGAGUUUAAUAGAAGAGGAGAAGCAAGAGGCGGAGAUGUACACGAGAAGUCAUAAUAAUUUGAAAUGGAUGAGAUUGAUUGUAAUGAAGAAGAAAGUGCUUUGUUUUUGCAGUUGUUUUUGAAGAAGGAAGAAGCAGAGUUGUGCUUCCACAUGCGUCGCAAACUUCCGCCAAGGCAACAUCAACGUCCUCUCAACGACCAGCCAGAGAUGAUUUUUAAAAUGAGAAUAUCUGAAAUAAACUCGACUGCUCUCACAAAUGAGAAUACUAAAAAUGAACCCGACCGCUCUCAAAAAUUAAAUUUUAAAAAAAUCCAGAAUCUUUGUCCGGUACCGGAUCGAUCCCAAAUUCCAAUCAGCUCGUGCCAGUCACGAGGCCAAACAUCCCUGAAACUUUCAUUCGAAUCCAUACAGCAGUUUUGGAGAUAUCUUGUCCACAGACAAACAAACAAACAACCAAACACAACUGAAAACAAUACCUCCGUCUUCGCUAAGACUGAGGUAAUAAACAUUCUUGUAUUGCCAUACAUAUUUUAUUUAAACUUGCUGCACCUUCUUUUUUACACGAUCAUUGCUCUUGACUUGGAAAGUUUAAUGUCUACUAUUCAUACAUUUUAUGGAAAAUUUUAUUCUUAGAUCCAUUGACAACUAUCUCGUAAACGGUAUUAGAUUUGGUCUUUGUUCCGAAUCUUUCUGGAGCCACCAGAUUCCAACCAGUAGCCAUGUGGAAGUAAUAUUUCAUGUACGAUAUUGACAUUUUUGGUGCAAAAAAAAACCCAACAUAUUUCGAAUUAUAUCCUUAUGUUGGAGUCAUUUUGCUUUGUAAUCCUACACAUCUCUUUCCGAUGCACUUUCUAUCCUGUAAAACGCAAUGCAUUAAUUCUCUAUAAUUGAAUGUAACAAAGUGUUCCCUGAUGAUCAGUUCUGGUUAAGCGUCCAAAUGUCCAUGGAACAUCUAAUGCAGGGUUCCAAGCAAUCAUAAGAGUGAAAAGUCCGUAGGAAACAAUAAUAUAACU